Rotaria sp. Silwood2 is the source of this 3633-nucleotide messenger RNA. The record is from the annotation of a GenBank genome assembly. Lineage: Eukaryota; Metazoa; Rotifera; Eurotatoria; Philodinida; Philodinidae.
AUGGCGUCUUCUUCAACACGAAAAUAUUGUGCAGAUACUAAUGGUUGUAAACAAACAGCUGCUGCACUUUGUGAAGGUUGCUCUCAAGCUUUAUGCACUAAACAUUUUAUCGAUCAUCGUCGUUUGUUGAGCGAAGAAAUAGAUGUAAUCAUUAGUGAAUACAACCAAUUUCAAAAUACAUUCAACGAACAAACAACUAAUAUUGACUUGCAUCCAUUAGUCAAACAAAUUAACGCAUGGGAAAAAGAAUCAAUUGAUAAGAUUCAACAAAAAGCACAAGAACUACGACAAGAACUACUUCAACAGACCACUAUUGACUUCGAGAAGUUAUCAAAGAAACUUCAACACCUAUCUGAACAACUAAAAGAAGGUCGAGAACAUGAUAGCUUCGUUGAAACUGAUCUUUGUGAUUGGAAAAAAUCACUCGAAGAUCUAAAAUCAAAUCUCAUUUUGCCUUCAACAUUUUGCAUUAGUCAAGAUGAUGGAAUUCCACUAGUGCAAAAUGUUUUUGUUCAUCCGAUCGAAACAAUGGAAGUAUUUGAACGAGCGUUUGAUAAUAAUGUUUUAAUAGAAGAAAAUGGAUUAGUCGCCAUUCAUAGUACAAUUCUCGCCUACACAGAAAUACGUGGAAAAAAUAAAUACACAUCAGGUCAUCAUAAACUUCGUCUAUGUAUUGAACAAUCUUCUGAUACUUGGAUAUUUUUCGGAAUUAACUCAAAGUCAACACCUCUACAAAGCUUAUCAUACAGCUCUGAUUCAACGUAUGGAUGGGCUAGUAACAAUCAUCUUUGGUUAAAUGGAGAACCCCAUUCAAAUCCAUCUACUUCUCGUAUUGAGAUGAAAAUGAAUGAUGUAAUCAGUUUAAUCUUCGAUUGUGAUAAUCGUGAAAUUUCGAUGAUUAAUGAACGAACUAAUGCAAGAUCUGAUUUGAUUGUAAAUAUUGAUCAUUGUCCAUUUCCGUGGCAACUUCAUGUCAAUUUAUGUCUUGGCACAAACGCCAUGACUCUACACUGGACACGACAUCGUAGCGCUGAAAGCUCAGACGACGAAAUUAGCGUUGAACUAGCGGUUCUUCGACAACAUUGGAAACAAAUUUUACAAAUAUUUCAAAAACCAUUAAUCGAUCAAGACGAUAUUAGUUGUGUUUUAUCUCAUUUUCAACAUGCAGUCACAUUACUUACCGAUGAAGUGGCUAGUCAGGAUCGGCCCGGUCCUAUACUUUUAUAUUUUGUUGGUGAAGCUAUUCUUGAUACAUUCUUUGUCUGGUCAUUAAGUUGUCCCGAAUAUGCAUCCGAAUUAAAAUAUCAUCAAUUACGUUGUUUCGAAUUUCUUCUUAGUCGAUCACAACAUGAACUUCUCUUUCAUAAACAAAUUUUUAAACCAUUACUCAAUCUUCUUCGAUCAUGUGAAUCUUCGUUAUCAUUAGACCUUAUUGAAAAACAUAUGAUUGUUGUGCUUAAUCAAGUAUGUGUUAGUAUAACAAAAAGUCCAGAAUUACUUGAAUUUUGUUUCGACAUCAGUGCUGAACAUGGUCCAUCUCGAUUUGUUAUAUUUUCACUUUUAAUUCCAUUUGUUCAUCGUGAUGGACUUGCCGGUCAACAAGCACGUGAUGCUUUAUUACUGAUCAUGCAGUUAUCCAAUCGAAAUGAACAUAUAGCACGACAUAUAGUUGAAAAUACAAAUUUUUGUCCGAUUCUAGCAACUGGUUUAAGUGCCCUUUAUUCUGAUUUACCACAUCGUUUAUCAACAAAUAAUGAUGAGUGUUUUAUAUUAACAAAAAAAGAAUGGUCAGAAAGUCCAGCAUUAGCGCAAUUUAUGAAUUCUCUUCAAUUUUCUAACGAUGUUAUUCAAAUUGCUCAUCCAACAAUUGGCCAUCAUUUAUUACAAUAUAUUUAUCAUGGAUUUCUUGUACCAGUUCUUGGUCCAAGUAUUCAUCAAAAUACAAUGGAUGAAGUUAUUGCAGCAACAGCUUAUUUGGAUUUAUUUUUGCGUACAAUUCAUGAGCCAGCUUUAUUAAAAGUAUUUUUAAAGUUUAUACUAUGUGCAAGAAUUGAUGAAAUAAGUUUAUUAGAUACAUUAAUACAGCGAAUUAAUUAUAAUACAAAACUUGGAUUAGUUUCAUUGGGCUUAUUUUAUACAUUAAUUAAUCUUAAUUGUGAAGAUAUUAUGUAUCGUCUCAUAUUUAUGUAUUUGAUCCCAUGUCGACAUGUUAUGUGUAGUCAACGACGACACAUAUCUGAUGUAGAAAUUUAUGGAAAAAAUGCUGAAAGAUUUCUUUCAUUGAGACCUUCAUUUUCAAAUAAAAAUAGCAAUGAAAAUUCACAAUCGAAGCAAGUCCAUGUUAGCUUUCAUCAAAAUGGUGAAUCUUCUAAUAAUGUUGAUCGAUAUGAAUAUACAUUUGGUGCUUAUCUUGAAGAUGCCCAUUUUAGUAUAGUUCGUUGUCGUGUUGCUUGUCGUUGUUGGACAGUACCAUAUGAUGGUGAAACACCAUCACCAGAUACAAUCAUUGGAGAUUCUGAUCUUAUAUCAUUAUCAAGUAGUCUUUCAUCAAUACAUAUCGAUAAUAAUAAUUCAAAAAAAUCUGAUUUAAAUCCAAAUAAUUGUUCAAGUCAAAAGCAAUCAAAUAAAAAUGUAACUGCAUCAAAUGAUUCGGGUAUUCAUGAAGAUGUUCUUGAUACAAAUUCUCAAACAGAAAUCUUACCAAUAGUAAUAAAAUCAACAACAGAUGAUUUUCAAUUACCAUCAUGGCUUGCUAAUGGUGAACCUAUACCUGAUGAACUUCUUGCUAAACGUUCAUUAAAUAUUCAUUCAACAUAUCCACAUAUAGACAAUAAUGACGAUGAUGAUAUUGAUCCUUAUCAACCAUCAUCAUUUUAUGGUUUUUCAUUUAUUGAAUUAUCUGGUAGCAGUGAAGAUUCAUGGUCAAUACAUUCAUCAAAUAAUCUAUCGAUAGUAAAUACAAAUAUUCGUGAUGAAAUAAAAACAUGUGUAGAAACAUUAAAUAUAUGUUUAAAUCAAUUUCGUGGAAUGAAUGAACAAUUAAAUAAUAAAGAAACACAGGAAGAAAUUGAUGAGAAUGUUAAAAUUUUAUUAAAUGAAUUAAUUGAUGAAAUUGAAAAUUUAUCUGACAAAGAAGAAAUUCAAAGUUUAAAUGAUCUAUCAACUAUAAAUUCAAUUUCAUUAGAUUAUAAUUUAUUAAAUGAAUUAUUUACUAAAAAAUUAACAUUUAAUGAAUAUUUAAUCUUACUUGAUCAUCUUAUUGAUAACAAUAUAUUAAAAUUUUCAUCUAAAACAGGUGAAGAAUUAUCGAAUGAAAUUCUUCAUCUUGCUGAUGAAAUUGAACAUUAUAAAACAAUGAUUAAAAUAGAUAAUAAUAAUGAUAUUGAUCAAAAUUUAAUAAAUAUUAAUUUAGACAAUCAAUAUCAUCAACAAUUAUUAUCAAAUACACAAUCAAAUUAUUCUGUUAUAUCAUUUUUACAACAAUCAACAUCAAUGGAUAUAUCUCUAUUAGGUACAAAUGAUUUGUCAAAUCAAAUACAGUCAACUUUAAUGACAUCAACUGUUCAACAAUCAACAACAACAUCUGCUGGAAAAAUGGCUGAUGUUGGUAUGUCUAGUAUUAUUGAUCAAUAA